Lodderomyces orthopsilosis Co 90-125 is the source of this 1896-nucleotide messenger RNA. RefSeq names its product phosphatidylserine decarboxylase 1 (gene PSD1). Bases 1 to 1896 code for a protein of 631 amino acids. Gene Ontology annotation, molecular function: phosphatidylserine decarboxylase activity. Gene Ontology annotation, biological process: phosphatidylethanolamine biosynthetic process. The transcript has a single exon. NCBI's taxonomy places the organism in Eukaryota, Fungi, Ascomycota, Pichiomycetes, Serinales, Debaryomycetaceae. The record is from RefSeq and is a predicted model, not a curated record. Gene Ontology annotation, cellular component: mitochondrion.
AUGGCUUACAGACCAACACCAUUCAGUUGGUCAAAAUCGUUUGGUCUGAGGUGGCAAUAUAAUACAUCAACAAUGUAUCAACAACAACAGCAUAAUAAUAAACAAGCAAGAAAUAUUCUACAACCUUUGUCCAAUGCUAGUAAAAUGGCUCAAAUGUCACAACUGAUGAAGCAACAACAACAGCCGGUCAACCAGAGAAGAUAUUUUAGCUAUUAUUAUUAUCGAUUUCCUAAAAUUCCUAGACCCAAGAGAAGUGUUUUCUACUAUAGUACUUGGUCAAGGACUGGAGGUAGUGGUGGCUACAAUAGCACCAUAAGUGGUACUAGAUCAUACUACAAAUUCACAAAAUUUCCAUUUCCAAGAAUUUCCAAAAGACUGUUUUCAUCAGCUAAUCAAAAGAUUAAAAACAAGACUCAAAAAAUCCGUAAACGAUUUUUUUCAAGUGAAGCUAGAUCAAGAAGACAACAAAGGAGAAAAUUUAUGAAAUGGUGGACUAUAACUUCAUUAUCUAUUGUCUUGGGUGGAGUUGCCGCCAAGAUCAAAUAUGAUCGUGGUGAAGAACAUGAGAAUCCAUACAAGAUUAGACCUCAUUCUUGGCAAUUGUAUGCAUAUUCUACUCUUCCAUUGAAGACGAUUUCAAGAUUAUGGGGGUAUGUAAAUUCAAUUGAUUUACCUGUAUUUCUUAGAUCUCCACUGUAUCGUUUAUAUUCAGCAAUAUUUGGAGUUAAUUUGGAUGAAAUGGAAAAUCCAGAUUUAAAAAGUUACAAGAACUUAUCAGAGUUCUUUUAUCGUACAUUGAAACCGGGAGUACGGCCAAUUUCCGAAGAUGAUCUUGUUAGUCCUGCUGAUGGGAAAGUAUUGAAAUUUGGUGUUAUUGACCAAGGGGAAAUUGAACAAGUUAAAGGAAUGACUUAUUCAAUUGAUGCGUUAUUGGGGAUGUCAUCAACUAGGAAAUUAGCUGCCCCUACUCAUUCAACCCAAUUUGAAGAUUUGGAUGGUGAUGAUGAUGAUACAAAGAUUAAAAGACAUGAAGAGUUUGCUAAAUUGAAUGGUAUAUCAUAUACAGUGGAUGAUAUACUUGGAGGUGAGAAUGAAAAUACUCAUCACAUGAAUAAGCUCAACUAUACUGAUGUUAAAGAAGGUACAGCAAAGGGUGAUAAAGCGUCUUUUUCAAAGGAAUUGGCAGUAGCAGAAGAAUUGGCUCCUAAUCCGAUGGAAAGAUUCCGUCAUAAACAAUUGUAUUUUGCUGUUAUUUACCUAGCACCAGGUGACUAUCAUCAUUUCCAUUCACCAACUAGUUGGGUAGCUACUUUAAGACGUCAUUUUAUUGGUGAAUUGUUUUCGGUGGCUCCGUUUUUUCAAAAGACACUACAAGGCUUAUUUGUACUUAAUGAAAGAGUAGCGUUGUUGGGAUAUUGGAAAUAUGGGUUUUUUUCAAUGGUGCCCGUAGGAGCAACAAAUGUGGGUUCAAUUGUUGUCAAUUUCGACAAAGAUUUGAAGACAAAUCUGUAUUAUGAAGCCGAAGUGUAUGGAAAUGAGUCAUCAUUGAGUUCAUCCUCGUCCCCAUCACCAUCCUCAUCGACAUCUUCUUCUUCAGCGGGUUCAGAUCUGGAAAACACACCUUUGCUACAAAGAGAGUACUCUGCAUCAACCAUUUUCCAAGAAAUUGAAGAUCGUAAACGCAAAAAAUUGAAAAAGAAUACUGUGUAUGAAGCUACUUAUACCAAUGCUAGUAGAAUCUUGGGUGGAUAUCCAUUAUCCAAAGGUCAAGAUAUGGGUGGAUUUAAGUUAGGUUCAACUGUGGUCUUAGUAUUUGAAGCUCCUGAUAAUUUUAAAUUUGACAUUGAUGUCGGUGAUAAAGUUAAAGUGGGUCAAUCAUUGGGUAAAUUUGUGUAG